UUAUGUAUGAAAGCCAAUACAGCGUUUUGUUCUAAAAUAAGAAAUUGGAUUUCGUCCUAGCUGGCAGCUCCUAUUGAUUUCUCUGCGCUAUGAUGCACUGUAAAGGAAGCAUUGAAGGUUAAUUUGAGUCUGUCUGCAGCGACAAUUCGAUCAGUCGGGUAACAUGUUUCUAUGUAGAUACUAGUAUGAUAUUUCUGUGAUUACGAUCGCUGUGAAAUAAUGGAGAUGACAAACAUGAAGGCUUACGACAGGGUGGCAUCAUCUGGGGAUAGCCUGGAUGUUGAUUUGAACUAUGAUGUCAUUAGGAGGCUUCAGAAAAAAAGCUGCAAGAGAUUUGUUCCGCGGAGGUUAAACAAGUCCAAAUGCAAGUGUGGCUAUCUGCUCAGUAAACACAAUGCAACUGAAGAAGCGGUGGAGCCAUUGGGAAAGCAUGGUGUGAAUGAAUUAGGUACAGGCGCAGGUGCUACAGGACACAACACAGAGAAUGCCAAACCUGAUAAUGCUGAGCCUUGGAACAUGAAAGAUGUUGAGACAGAUGGAAUAACGGACGCCUUUGGUCAUAUCAACUUUGUAGGGAUAGGACAACAAACUGCCGAGUAUGUGCGGUUGGCAGAUGAUACGCCCAGUGACCUGAUCUAUGACGUGCUCACGCAACAUUGGCAGCUAGAGCAACCUCAGUUCAUCAUCAGCAUCAUAGGUGGCGGUAAAAGCUUCGAUAUGAGCACAUGGAGAGGACGCUGGAAACGAAUUGUUAAUGACGGGUUUGUCAAGGUUGCCAAGCAGGUUACGAUGUGGGUGGUGACCAAUGGAACGCACACUGGGGUAAUUAAGGCAGUAGGCCAGGCGGUGAAAGAGGGACAGACACACAAUUGGACGGGCACGAUGAAGCGCUAUAAUCAGAUCAGUUGUAUAGGAAUUGCAAGUUGGGGAUACAUAGACCAUGAGGGUCUGGUCAAUAAAUCUCGUGAGUCAAAAUAUGUCGCAAACUAUACUGCUGAAAAUCUAGUAAUAACAAACAAAAUAGUUUCCCUAAACCCCGACCAUACCAACUUCCUUCUUGUGGAUGAUGGCACAAAGGGUUUCUACAGAGGAAAGGAAAAGGGCGAACACGAGCUUAGAGCAAGAUUUGAAGUCUAUAUGAGAAAUGAGAAAGGGGUCCCAUGUGUGCAACUUAUUGUUGGAGUGGAGAAGAUGGGCUACAUGGAUCAGAUGCUUCGUACACUCAAAGAAGGGAUUCCAGCAGUAAUCGCAGUAAACACUGGCGUCGGUGCAAAUAUACUGGCAGAUGCAUAUAAGAGAUACACGGACGUCUAUGCUCGAGAGAGAGAAAAUGGUUAUAGUGAUACUAUUGAGAAAAUGGAAGCAGAAAUAUCCGACCAUCUCAAAGAAGAGCUACAAAUAGCUUACCCAUAUAUGAUAGAAGACCAAGAACUCCUGACAGAAAUCUUAGACAAUUUAAAGAAAUGUUGCAGUAGAGAUAAUAUACAUUUUAUAUCUUUAUUUGACUUCAAUGAACGUGACGACCUUGAUGUAGCCAUUCUAACAACUCUGUUUAGAGUGAGAGGACAGGAAGUGAUGUCACCAAUAGAAAAACUCCAAUAUGCUUACAAAUGGCAACGUGCUGAUAUAGCCAAGUCAAUAAUCGAUUAUGAAUACAGUAAACCACUGAGCAAGCGUCAGGCUAAAGAAGCUGUACGUAUUCAAGACAUCACUCUUGUGGAUCUGUUUAUCAAUGCACUACGAGACGACAAAGUAGAGUUCGUCAAGAUGCUGCUGGAGAGUGGUAUAUACCUCAGACAACACCUGAACAUCUUGCAUUUAAUUUAUCUCUACAAUCAGACCGGUGAGAAUGAAGUUCUUCACCAGCAACUUAGACUAAUUGCAAAUAGAACGUCUUUUGAAGAUGUGAUCUCGGACGAUAUUCAUCCAGAACAAUGUAUGGAUUUGGUGCUAUUACAACACGUGUCCCAACUGUUUAAGAAACUUGUUGGCUACCACAAGCAAGAGGACUACAGUAAGAGAGUUACUAUGGAGACGAUCGACGUCAUCUCCAGAGCUUUGGAGGCCGAUUUCUUCCACAACGAUAUGUUCAAAGACAUCAGUGAGAAAGACCGCCACCUGGUUGAGCAGCUGAAGACUCCCGUACAGGAACUAUUUCUAUGGGCGAUAAUAAUGGGACGGCAAGACAUAGGGAAGCUUUUAUGGGGCGAAAUGAACAAUGGCAUCUCUAGUGCUUUAGCGGCCUCCACAAUGCUCAAGAAAUUUUCCGGCUACUUCCCGCUGGCUGUAUCUGAGAAAAGGGCAGAAUAUGAGACGAAUUCCCAAGAAUUCGCUGAGUUAGCAGGCGCCUUGCUAGAUGAGUGUACUGACGUUGAGCGCCCUCUGGCGAACAAGGUUAUUACAAGACCUGUCAGUCGCUGGAAGGCCGAAGAUGCAAUGGCAUUAGCAGCUAAUGGUGACAUAUCGAGUUUCCUUGCAAACACUGGUUGUCAAAAUGUCCUAACUGGUAUAUGGACAGAAGAUCUUCUCAGCUCAACUUUUAGGAUGCUGUUGUCAGUUUUCUUUCCACUUUUGAUUUUCACACCAUUUAUACGGUUUGGAAAUCCCAGCAGAAACCUGUUCAAGAAACUGAUUAAAUUCUACAACCUAGCUGUUGUCAAAUUCACCAUGUAUACAAUCAGCCAGAUCAUUUUUAUCCUGCUUUUCUCGUACUUUAUUCUGUUCGACUUUGAUGCCUUAAACGAUGAUGCCUCAAUCACUGUCAUAGAACUUAUCCUGAUGGUUUGGACCGGAACCCUCAUGCUGGAGGAAAUAAGACAAGUUUUUGUAGAGAGGAUGAAAUGGUUCAAGAGCCUAUGGAAUCUAGUUGACUUUGGCGGCAUGCUUCUAGUGGUCACUGCGUUCAGUAUCCGUAUUGCCAGCUAUAACGCUUAUAUUCCACACAACAAGGACUUUUACCAGAAUGCUUAUGAUAUCAGUAGACUGUUUUACGCCAUGAGUUGCCUUCUGUGGUACUGUAGAGUGUGCAAUGUAUUCCUCACGAGCUCCUACUUCGGUCCAUUACUUAUCAUGAUAUUGCGGAUGCUUGUGGAGGUAGUCUUCUUCCUGAUCAUUUUGGCUGUCUUCCUGGUUGGCUAUGGCGUUGCAAGUCAGGCCCUCAUGUACACACACAGAGAGCCGUUCUUAUACGUCAUCAAACACGUCAUAUAUCAUCCCUUCUGGAAUCUGUUGGGAGAAUUGAACUUAGAAGAAGUUGAAGGUGACCCUUAUUGCAAAGAGGGGUCAA
Messenger RNA from Owenia fusiformis, 3286 nucleotides. The record is from the annotation of a GenBank genome assembly. Lineage: Eukaryota; Metazoa; Annelida; Polychaeta; Sabellida; Oweniidae.